GGGUCAACCAAAUGGCUAUUUUUGCCAAUUUUUCCCGCGUGUUGUGGCCUAAGUAAUAACAUAAAAGCCGUUCUUGUUCCACUCGUAGCGGGAAAGAAAGAGGCAUUCUACUAUGGCGCCACUUACGCAAAGCUCUCAACCAUGGGUCGAGAAAUAUCGACCGAAACAAGUUAAGGACGUAGCUCACCAGGAUGAGGUCGUUCGAGUCCUCACCAACACUCUCGAAACCUCUAACUGCCCGCAUAUGUUGUUUUAUGGUCCCCCUGGAACUGGAAAGACGACGACUGCUCUUGCCAUUGCCCAUCAACUUUUCGGACCUGAGCUGUACAAGUCGAGGGUAUUGGAGCUAAAUGCUAGUGAUGACCGUGGUAUCAAUGUAGUUCGAACAAAAAUUAAGAACUUUGCUGCUGUUGCUGUAGGUUCUAAUAGGCAAAGUGGUUAUCCCUGUCCACCUUUUAAGAUCAUAAUCCUUGAUGAAGCAGAUUCAAUGACUCAAGAUGCUCAAAAUGCCUUGCGACGCACUAUGGAGACAUAUUCAAAAGUUACAAGAUUCUUCUUCAUUUGUAAUUACAUCAGCAGGAUCAUAGAGCCACUCGCUUCCAGAUGUGCAAAGUUUAGAUUCAAGCCACUUACUGAAGAAAUAAUGGGCAGCCGAAUAUUGCAUAUUUGUAAAGAGGAAGGUCUUAAUCUAGAUUCAGAGGCUCUUUCUACCCUCAGUUCCAUUUCUCAAGGUGAUCUGCGAAGGGCUAUAACAUACUUACAAAGUGCUGCUCGGUUAUUUGGAUCUUCCAUAUCAGCAAAGGACCUAAUUAGUGUGUCUGGGGUCAUCCCAAAUGAAGUUGUUCAGGCCAUAUUCUCAGCUUGCAGAAGUGGCAAUUUUGACUUGGCAAACAAAGAAGUGAACAAUGUCAUUGCUGAAGGAUAUCCUGUUUCUCAGAUGCUGUCUCAGUUGUAUGAUAUAGUAGUUGAUGCAGACGACAUUUCUGAUGAACAGAAAGCAAGAAUAUGCAAGAAAUUUGCUGAAGCCGACAAGUGUCUUGUUGAUGGAGCAGAUGAGUAUUUGCAACUUUUGAAUGUUGCAAGCACCACAAUGCAAGCGCUUAGCAACAUGCCGCAGGACAUGGUAUUUUGAAUUUGUAUUCUGCUAUGAACUCUAGGAAAGUCACGUUAUCGACAGGUUAUUUGGUUUAUUGGGAAUCCUUUAAUAUGGUUUGCUUUCUAGUCUUUGCCUCGUAAAUUUGUCUACGUAGUAACGGCUUAUAUUUGCAUGACAUUGACCUGUAGUUCGAUUAGAUUAUAAGCAAAAUUAUGUGGUUGCAUAUGGCA
This is a messenger RNA of Lycium barbarum (goji berry), 1326 nucleotides long. RefSeq names its product replication factor C subunit 2. Gene Ontology annotation, molecular function: DNA clamp loader activity; ATP binding; ATP hydrolysis activity. Bases 113 to 1132 code for a protein of 339 amino acids. Gene Ontology annotation, biological process: DNA-templated DNA replication; DNA repair. The record is from RefSeq and is a predicted model, not a curated record. Gene Ontology annotation, cellular component: DNA replication factor C complex; nucleus. The transcript has 12 exons. Lineage: Eukaryota; Viridiplantae; Streptophyta; Magnoliopsida; Solanales; Solanaceae.